AUUGGUUUGUCUAUGGUGGUAAAAUUGUUUUGUUAUUUCUUCUAUCUAGUUCUACUUAUCUAUGAUUUGUUCGUGGAGACUUGGGGAGUGUUGUGGGUAUUGUAUCUUUUUAGUCGGUGAAAAAAAAACAAGCUUCAUGCUAUAGUGCACAGUAGGGAUAAUACAAAACAAACAGUUCUCGAUUUGUAAUUGUAAGUAUUUAUUUUCACAAUUGAGAAUUUACGAAGUGUUGAAGUCAGAAAUGGAAACAUACCUGAAAAUUUUCCCAGAUGAAAAUAACCAUCACAGAGUAAAGAUGGAAAUGGGAGAAGAUGAUAGCUAUGAAAAAGGAAACUCAUUUGACUUGGAUUUUCAGUACACAACUGAUGGGGGGCAUAUUGAGGAUAAAAAGACUGAAAUCAUUGAUAUUGUUCAGCAUUACACUGAUGAUAAUGGAAUAAGAUCAUCUUUGAAAUAUGAAACAGGCGAGUUUUCUUUCAACCAGAAAAGCAAUCUUGAAGGACAUAUAGGUGCUGUACAUUUGAAUGAAAGGGAACAUGAAUGUCUCUUAUGUGAGUUUGCAGCCAAUCAGAAAGUUUGCAGAACACAACUGAUGGGGGGCAUAUUGAGGAUAAAAAGACUGAAAUCAUUGAUAUUGUUCAGCAUUACACUGAUGAUAAUGGAAUAAGAUCAUCUUUGAAAUAUGAAACAGGAGAGUUUUCUUUCAACCAGAAAAGCAAUCUCGAAGGACAUAUAGAUGCUGUACAUUUGAAUAAAAGGGAACAUGAAUGUCCCUUAUGUGAGUUUGCAGCCAAUCAGAAAGGUAACCUCAAAAAGCAUAUACAUUCUGUUCAUUUGAAUAAAAAAGAGCAUAAAUGUCACUUAUGUGAGUUCGCAGCCAAUCAGAAAAGUAACCUCAA
Molecule: messenger RNA, 899 nt
Organism: Harmonia axyridis
Lineage: Eukaryota; Metazoa; Arthropoda; Insecta; Coleoptera; Coccinellidae
Exons: 3
Coding region: 242-667 (141 amino acids)
Source: RefSeq, a predicted model, not a curated record